CCCCCAUCUUCUGUUUCUUUUCCUCUCCAGACUCAAUCAGUCUUGUCACUCAUUCCUUAACAGGCAAACCACUCAUUCAUCCUUGAAGGAUUAUUCUACAUUCAUUCACUCCUUAACACGUUCUUUUUAAAGCAACUCGAAAUUUUUACAGCCCAGUCCCGGUGACGUUAACCAACAACAACAAAACUCUCAAUCAAGAUGCAUUUCUCAAGCUUCAUCGUUUCCAUGAUGGCCGCUGGCGCCAUGGCCGCUCCCCACGGCAGCUGGGGCAACUCCAACAAGCACUACAAGGUCGUUACCGAGUAUGAGUACGUCACUCACUACGUGACCGCUGGAGGCAACGCUCCCCAGGCCACCUACGUUCCCGAGCAGCCCGCCGCCGCCCCUGUCCAGGAGCAGCAGCCCGCCCCCGUCGUCGUCAAGAAGCCCAAGAAGAACCCUGCUCCCCAGCCCACCUACGUCGCUGCCCCCGAGCCCGAGAAGGAGGAGCCCGCCACCACUCAGGAGGAGGCCCCCGCUGCCACUCAGCCCAGCUCCGACUCUGGCUCCGGAUCUUCCAACCUCGACGCUGAUCAACAGAAGGCUCUCGACCUCCACAACGAGGCCCGCAAGGCUGUCGGUAACGAGCCUCUCUCUUGGGACGACUCUCUUGCCUCCGGUGCCCAAGAGUGGGCCGACCACCUUGCUCAGCUUGGCAGCCUUGAGCACUCUCAGGGUGAGGAUGGCGAGAACCUUUACAUGGGCAGCGGCUCCAACCCCUACUCCGCUGCUGUUGAGGCUUUCCUGAGCGAGAAGAGCCAGUACAACGGCGAGGCCAUCUCCGGCUCCAACUACAUGUCCUUCGGUCACUACACCCAGUGCGUCUGGAAGACCACCACCAAGGUCGGUAUGGCCGUCGCCAAGGACAGCUCCGGUGCCUCUUGGGUUGUCGCCCGCUACCAGAAGCCCGGUAACAUGAUCGGUGACAAGCCUUACUAAAUGUCAACGCCGACAUGGACGGAUGCUUAGGUUCGGGAUAGCUGGCAGUGAUCUUUUGAUGUAUCUUUUUCACUUCAAGUUAUGAGAGCGACUCACCAGGGCUAUGAACUCACAUUUCACUUCUUGAAUAAACCAUUCGCGUUUUCUUAUGCGGAUUAUUUGGUUUACUGACAAUAUGUAUAUACUUGUCUCACGCAAUUACGACCUUUGCAUUCACGUUCAUGAUAA
Molecule: messenger RNA, 1206 nt
Organism: Fusarium oxysporum Fo47
Lineage: Eukaryota; Fungi; Ascomycota; Sordariomycetes; Hypocreales; Nectriaceae
Product: CAP domain-containing protein
Exons: 2
Coding region: 199-978 (259 amino acids)
Source: RefSeq, a predicted model, not a curated record